AGGUGAAUAAAAUCUUGAUAUUGGCGAAGGGUGGUUUCCCCCCUCCUCUUUAUUUACAUGCUUUUCAAACUAAUGUCGGGAGUCUCGGAAAGCUUUCGUAUCUUUGUAGCAGAAAUGUCGUGAGCUGAUGAUUAGAUAGAGGUUUUUCUUAAUGUGUGGGUUUGCUUUUGUUUGUCUUUCGUGUCUGAUUGUUUUUAGAAGAGAGGGAGAAAUAGAAAGAAAGAAAGAGAAAGAAAGAAAGAAAGAAUAAAUGAAUUAAUGAAUGAAUGAAUGAAUGAAUGAAUGAAUGAAUUGAACUUACAAACUUUCCUAAUAGUUUCCUGGGCUAUCCAAUUGGUGUUUUAUUUUAACCCCAAAUGCAAAAUUUUGACCCGAGGAGGGAUAAGGACUCCGAAACGAGUUACUCAUUGCCUAAUUGCACGCCGCCCCAUCUAUAUACUAGGGUAACUUUGGAUUGACCCCGACCACAAAGGCGAACCAGGUCCCUGGUAGGCGGGGUUGCUGGGGCGUUUGAUGCUGGCUCCUGAUUUUCCUGCCCUUUUCCUGAAUAUCCCGGGGCUGGGCUCGCCUAACUGCCUCGUUUCCAUUUUCCUGCCCCCGCCUAAACGACGCGAGCCUCUCUGGCGGCGCCUUACCUUGUUCAAUCAAAGGGCAUCCCAAGGUUAGAAAAGGCAGGGGAGACAAAGGGCACCCUUCACCUGGGUGGGGAAGCCUGGCGGGCGGAGAGGGGAGAGAAAAGGGGGAUCGGAUGGAGGGGGCCACCCUGCCCUGGGAGGGGUGGGCUGGCCAUCGAUGGAGGAAUCGGGGGUUUUAGGGGUUCGUAAACCCGCGCGGGGCGGGGGGGCGGGUAGCAACGCACAACACGCGGGUCCCCCUUGAUUCCCGGUUCGAUUAUUGAGUGAAAUUUGAGGAAAUUGUGGUUGUACACAACAAAUCCGGCGAUAAAGCCCCGCAGCCUCCCGAUUGGCUCAGCCAGUCACGUGGGCGCCCAACUUUAUUCAGUUGACAGCAAGUAGGAGGGCCCUCUGGAAGGGGGGAGAAAAAAAAAGACAGCGCCAGAAAGGGGGAAAAAAUUAGUAUUUUCCAUCUCCCGAAAUUAAUGGCCAUGAGUUCGUAUAUGGUGAACUCGAAGUACGUGGACCCCAAAUUCCCCCCUUGCGAGGAGUAUUUGCAGAACAACUACCUGGCCGAGCAAGGCUCGGAUUACUACGGCGCCUCGCCGGACCCGGAUUUCCAGCACCAGGGACUCUACGCGCGGCCGAACUACAGCGGGCAGCAGCCCUACAGCUGCGGCAAUGGCCAGGGUUCGGCGGUGCAAGCGCGGGGUCACGGGCAGGAGCAAGCCGGCCUGACGGGGCCUUUUCCCGGGCAAGGGGAGCACUGCCCCCCGGCCCCCGUGCCUGCCACCAGGACUUGCAGCCAGCACCCAAAUCUCAAAAGCCCCAACGGGUCACCCGCAGCAGCAGCAGCCGCAGCAGCCAAGCAGCCAGCCGUGGUGUAUCCCUGGAUGAAGAAAGUCCAUGUUAACUCUGUAAACCCAAACUACACAGGAGGAGAACCAAAGCGCUCCCGCACAGCUUAUACCAGACAGCAAGUCCUUGAACUGGAAAAGGAAUUUCACUUUAACCGGUACUUGACCAGGCGCCGCCGAAUUGAAAUCGCCCAUACGUUGUGUCUCUCCGAGCGGCAAAUUAAGAUCUGGUUUCAGAACCGAAGGAUGAAGUGGAAAAAAGACCACAAACUCCCCAAUACCAAAGGCCGCACAUCCAGUUCGUCCUCCGCCUCCAGCCAACACUUACAAACUGUUUCCAAGGAACACCAAACGGAUUUGACUACUUUAUAGGAAACUUGGAAACAA
Messenger RNA from Thamnophis sirtalis, 1858 nucleotides. RefSeq names its product homeobox D4 (gene HOXD4). Lineage: Eukaryota; Metazoa; Chordata; Lepidosauria; Squamata; Natricidae. Gene Ontology annotation, cellular component: nucleus; nucleoplasm. The record is from RefSeq and is a predicted model, not a curated record. Gene Ontology annotation, biological process: embryonic skeletal system morphogenesis; positive regulation of transcription by RNA polymerase II; anterior/posterior pattern specification. Gene Ontology annotation, molecular function: RNA polymerase II cis-regulatory region sequence-specific DNA binding; DNA-binding transcription factor activity, RNA polymerase II-specific.